Molecule: messenger RNA, 5030 nt
Organism: Egretta garzetta (little egret)
Lineage: Eukaryota; Metazoa; Chordata; Aves; Pelecaniformes; Ardeidae
Gene: NDST2
Product: N-deacetylase and N-sulfotransferase 2
Cellular component (GO): Golgi apparatus
Molecular function (GO): heparan sulfate N-sulfotransferase activity; deacetylase activity
Source: RefSeq, a predicted model, not a curated record
CCCUUAGGCAUUUGGCUCAAGAUUACAGCAAUAAAUACAUUCAUCAGAGCCCCCUGGCCCUUCCAAGAACCAGGCAGUCAUAAGAUUACCUCUACUGUAUUCUUCUGCUUCUAACUCCAGUGAAGCGUGUCAACCUCUUAACGAUUCGAGGUUCAUGGUGUUUUCACUAAGUCUACAUUUGGUACAGCACAGCAGUUUCUCAGACUGCACAUACGCUUCUUGAGAAUAUUGUUCCUGAGAGAAGCAGCUGAUGAGUAUCUUUCCUUCACCAGACUGUGAUCAGAGGAUGCGAAGAGAAGGUGCCAUCAUGUGAAUGCGAAACAGCUAAAUCAGAAACAGGACACCUGGGAAGGCUGAGCCGAAACUGCUUGUGCACAGGAUGACAGACUGAUUUGCUGUUGGAGACGAGAUUUGAGAAACCCCGCUCCUUCAAAAGACUUUCCUGAGUGAGAGGAAAGGAACAGGAGAAAGCACACAAAAGAGCAAUGGGAAUUGAGGGCCAUGGUUACUUGAGAUAAAUGGCAGAUCCCUGGGAGUCUAGCCUUGUAGCUGUUUGCUUUAGCUUUGUCUCUCUCCGCAGCUGCUGUUUCUUUUUUGCGAGCUGCUGCUGGGUACUGCCACGGCGGCACUGGAGAUUUCAAGAGCGACGUGGGUGCAGAGUGUGAGGAGGGGGUGGGCAGCCCGCCUCACCAUGAUUCAGUUGUGGAAAGUAGUGCGGCACGUGCGACAGCUGGAGCUCCACAGAUUGAUCCUGCUGCUCAUUGCCUUCAGCCUGAUCUCCAUGUGCUUCCUGGCUUACUACGUCACUAACAGUCCCAAAAUCAAGGAACCACCGCCCCUGCCCUUCAGUGACUGCAGCAACCAGCACCGCAUCUUGAUCCCACCCCAAGCCAGCUGGAGGCUCACAAAAUCUGUGGACACCUCACGCACAGAUCCAGUGGUGCUAGUCUUUGUGGAAAGUAUUUACUCCCAGCUGGGGCAGGAAAUAGUGGCCAUCCUGGAAUCUAGCCGGUUUAAAUACAGGACAGAGAUCGCCCCUGGCAAAGGGGAUAUGCCCACUCUGACAGACAAAGACAGGGGACGCUAUGCUCUUAUAAUCUAUGAGAACAUCCUUAAAUAUGUGAACCUAGAUGCUUGGAACCGAGAGCUGCUGGACAAAUACUGUGUAGAGUAUGGAGUGGGGAUUAUAGGCUUUUUCAAAGCCAACGAGAACAGCCUGCUCAGCGCACAGCUCAAGGGUUUCCCCCUUUUCCUACAUUCCAACUUGGGGCUGCGGGACUAUCACAUCAACCCUAGUGCUCCCCUGCUCUACGUCACCCGGGCUAAUGAGGUGGAGCAGGGACCCCUGCCUGGUGAUGACUGGACUGUGUUCCAGUCAAACCACAGCACCUAUGAGCCAGUGCUGUUGGCCAGCACGAAGUCCUCGGAGUCCAUUCCUCACCUGGCCACUCACAAAGCGUUGCAUGCCACGGUGGUGCAGGACCUGGGUCUGCAUGAUGGGAUCCAGCGGGUUCUCUUCGGCAAUAACCUCAAUUUUUGGCUGCAUAAACUCAUUUUCGUGGAUGCCAUUGCCUACUUGACUGGCAAGCGCCUCUGUCUCACGCUUGAUCGCUAUAUCCUCGUCGACAUUGAUGAUAUAUUUGUGGGAAAAGAGGGCACUCGCAUGAAAGUGUCUGACGUAGAGGCUUUACUGAGCACCCAGAAUAAGCUGAGAACUUUAGUCCCAAAUUUCACCUUCAACCUGGGCUUCUCAGGGAAAUUCUACCACACAGGUACAGAUGAGGAAGAUGAGGGGGAUGACAUGCUGCUUAAACAUAGGAAGGAGUUCUGGUGGUUCCCUCACAUGUGGAGUCACAUGCAGCCUCAUCUUUUCCACAAUGUCACUGUGCUGGCUGAGCAGAUGAAGCUGAACAAACAGUUUGCUGUGGAGCAUGGGAUUCCUACAGACUUGGGCUAUGCUGUAGCGCCCCAUCAUUCUGGGGUUUAUCCUGUCCACACACAACUCUAUGAGGCAUGGAAAUCCGUUUGGAGCAUCCAAGUAACGAGUACGGAGGAAUACCCACACCUACGGCCUGCCCGGUAUCGGCGUGGAUUCAUCCAUAAUGGAAUCAUGGUUCUGCCUCGACAGACCUGUGGUCUUUUUACCCACACUAUCUUCUAUAAUGAAUAUCCCGGUGGCUCAAAGGAGUUGGACAAGAGCAUUCGUGGUGGUGAACUCUUCCUGACAGUGCUCCUGAACCCGAUCAGCAUCUUCAUGACCCACCUGUCCAACUACGGGAAUGACCGUCUGGGACUGUACACUUUUGAGAGCCUGGUCAAGUUUGUGCAGUGCUGGACCAACCUUCGCCUGCAAACUCUGCCCCCUGUCCAACUUGCAAAAAAGUACUUCGAAAUCUUUCCCCAGGAGAAGAAUCCCUUGUGGCAGAAUCCCUGUGAUGAUAAGAGGCACAAGGAUAUCUGGUCCAAAGAGAAAACAUGCGAUCGACUCCCCAAGUUCCUCAUCGUGGGACCUCAGAAAACUGGCACAACAGCUGUGCACUUCUUCUUGACCAUGCAUCCAGCUGUCACCAGUAACUUCCCCAGUCCAUCCACCUUCGAGGAGAUCCAGUUUUUUAAUGGACCCAACUACCAUAAAGGAAUCGAUUGGUACAUGGAAUUCUUUCCCAUCCCCUCCAAUGCCAGCACAGACUUCAUGUUUGAGAAGAGUGCCAAUUACUUUGACACAGAGGUGGUACCAAAACGUGGUGCAGCCCUGCUGCCUCGAGCCAAAAUCAUCACUGUUCUGAUCAACCCUGCUGACCGAGCCUAUUCGUGGUACCAGCACCAGCGUGCUCACAAUGACCCUGUGGCGCUCAAUUACACUUUCUACCAAGUGAUCUCUGCAAAAUCUCAGGCCCCUCAGGAACUGCGCAACCUGCAAAGCCGAUGCCUGCUCCCUGGCUGGUAUUCAACUCACCUGGAGCGCUGGCUAACAUACUACCCCUCUGGGCAGCUUCUCAUUGUGGAUGGUCAGGAGCUGAGACACAGCUCUGCCUCUGUAAUGGACAAUAUCCAGAAGGUCUUGGGAUACACCCCGCUCUUCAACUACACCCAGGCCCUCAGAUUUGAUGAAGCAAAAGGAUUUUGGUGCCAGCUGCUAGAUGGAGGAAAGACUAAAUGCCUAGGAAAGAGUAAAGGAAGAAAAUACCCUGAUAUGGAUUCCUCGUCACGGCUGUUCCUAAGAGACUUCUACCGGGAGCACAACAUUGAAUUAUCCAAGCUGAUGAACAGACUUGGACAGCCCCUUCCAACCUGGCUCCGGGAGGAACUGCAGAACUCCAGCUGGAGCUGAGGGGGACUCCCUUGCCCCCAGUGUCAUUGGGAUGUGUGGUGCUCCAACACGUGCUAUGAUGCCAUCUCUUGUCAAGCCAAAACAAGUGGACAAAUGAGCAGGAGCAGAGAAUGUGGAUGUGGAGCCUUUCCCCACCUGUGGGAAGGGCUGCUGCCUCUGACUCUGCCCUGAGGCAUGGAGUGCAAGUCAUGUUCUUGAGUAUUAAUGGUGUGCUACACUUUCACUUUUACUUACAGGAAGGAUUUGGAAUGCCUGCCCUACUUGGAGCAGGGGAGAGAGCACAGUUAGCAGUUUGUUCAAAUUACUCAGUAUAUCGAACAGGCACUAGCUGGAGGGAUAACGUGUUACUCCUCUGAGUCCAGAAGUAAAGACUUAAGAGGGGAGCUAUUGAGCCCACUGCUGAGAAGAACUGCAGCAGCUUAAUAAAAGGGGAACCUAGUCCAGUGAACCCCAGCUUUUAUCCAGUAGCCUAUUUGGCAGCAGCAAGGUACAAGAACACCUUGUUCUUCCCCACGCUGAGUACAGUGGCCGUGAUUGUCGCUUACAGUGCCACUGUGUGUGGCCGUUGGGGACUGCACCUUCUUGGAGACAGCUGUAACAGACAUAGGAUUGCCUCUCCUUACCUGCAGCACCGGUGCUGUGAUACCCCAUCCAGUGACUGGGCAGUGGGAGAUAAGGCAAAGCGGAAUCGAUUUGUUAUCCUGGGGAAAAGGUUGCCAUAUGUGGUAACAGGGCAAGUAUUUCUCUGCAGGGACUUUAGACAGUUCAAAACAUAGCCAAGGAGCAGUAAGUCCCCUUAGAGCACUUUGGAGGCACAUGUUAGUGCAGCACAGCAGCUGGGGGAGGCAAAGCUCAGGUAUUAUAACAUAAGGCUGAUGAUGCAGCUGAAAGCAGGCAAUUCAGUUCCCCAUAUCUGAUCAGCUUAAAAAAACAAAACACCCAACAUUUUUCUCUUUCUAACAGCUCCAGGGCCCCUACCACUUAAGUAGCAUUCAGAUAUAAAGGGAAGGCUUGGAGUUCGAAGUGGCUUCCUGUAUCCAAAAGGGGCUGUUUCCUUUACUACUUCUGCACAUAGUCAAGUGAGUACACUAAGGUGCUUGGCCUCCUCCUGCAGUUGCCGGAUAAUUGUUCUCAGAGGAAAUCCUCCAUCGUGGUUGUACAUGUUUUCUGUUGCUGAGCCAUGGGCUUCUGGAGUUGUGCAGGCCAUCAUCCCUCCCUCGCGGGCACCAGCCAUCCUUGGAGAGUGCUGCAGUUCAGAGAACAGAGGGGCAGGAUCCAUAUGAACACGGAUUAUGGAAACUUCCACAACUGUCAUGAGCUCCUUUUCUCCUAUCCAGAGAGAGGUUGCUUCAACCAAGCUUUUCCAUUGAGCCUUAGGUAUUGUGUAUUUCCGAAUGAAUGGUGCAUUUACCGUUGUAUGUAAAUGUAUAUAGUAUGCAAUAUAGUAUUUUAUUUCACAUGCCCUUGGAAAGGGUUAUUUUGUGCAGCCAAAAAAAAAAAAGGACAGAAAGACUAGAAACCCCUCUCUCACUCCUGUUAGAGAGAAGAGCCUGGCUUCCUGCACUGGAUUCAUGUAUAGCAUCAUUCACAUUGAAUGAUAAUGAAGAAAUUCUUGGCUCUUGAAGCUGAGCACAAGUGUCUGAAUAAAGGCUAGAAGUAGUAGUAAGUGGAAAUUCAAUAAAUGUACUACUUAUUUUUC